Erigeron canadensis is the source of this 1398-nucleotide messenger RNA. RefSeq names its product protein VAPYRIN-LIKE-like. The transcript has a single exon. The record is from RefSeq and is a predicted model, not a curated record. Lineage: Eukaryota; Viridiplantae; Streptophyta; Magnoliopsida; Asterales; Asteraceae. Bases 1 to 1398 code for a protein of 465 amino acids. Gene Ontology annotation, molecular function: protein binding.
AUGGAUCGAUUGGUUAAGCCAAAUGUGAAGGACUUGAGCCUCGUGUUCACUAGAGACCAAAAGUGUCGCACCACUUUUGAGUUAACCAACUUGAUGCACACCAUGCCCGUCGUGGUUUUUCUUGAUACAACGAGCCCGGCUCUGCUCUCUUUCACCCAUCCGUUUUCGGUUAUCCCACCUUUAGGUACUAUGUCCUACACUCUUUUAUCUCAACCAUUAGACCACCCACCACUUUCGGUCCCUACUGCCAACGUUCUUGUCCAGUCAUCGAUGUUGUUGACCCGAAAAACAGACCAGGAAAGUCUCCGGCUCGUAUUUUCAAAACGUGGGCCACAUAUCUUCAAAGAUGCCACAAUCCCUGUCUCGUUUGUCGGGCCCCAAGUUGUCGAGUUUCUCCUCUCAUCUCGACAUUCCAAAACCGUUGAUACCAUGUUUUUUUUAACAAAAUCCGUUCCCUUUUGCAACGAGUCUAGCCUUAUUUCGUUGCUGAAAUCGGCUGUUUUGGCUGGGAACUCUCACUUUGUUACAUUUUUAAAAAAUAAUGGGGCCAAUGUAAACCACAGGAGCAAAACCGGAGAAUCAAUGAUGUCAUUAGCCAUACGGUCAGGAAAUGUGGAUGUGGUUCGGGCCAUAGUCGAGUCAACGUUCAUGGUUGACCAUUCGUUGGACCGGUUUUUACAUGAUGCAGCUUCUAUGAACUCUGUUGAUAUAAUGGAAUUGUUGUGUAUGAGUUAUUUAGAUAUCGAUAUAAACUCUAUCGAUUCUCGAGGCCAAACACCUCUACAUAUAGCAUCAAAGCAUGGUUACAUCGAAGCCAUUGAUUUUCUAGUUACAUUAGGGAGUGACCCUGCCAUUGUUGACGACAACGGGUGGACCCCGCUUCAUUUUGCAUCUAGCGAGGGGCACGUAUUAGCCGUCGAGUUUUUGUUAAACUCGUGUUCUUAUGUUAAGUACGCAUUGACAAAAGAGGGAAAGACAGCGAUCGCUCUUGCAUACGAAAAUGAUCAUAUGGAAUUAUAUGACAUGUUGUAUUUGGGGGAUGUUUUGCUUAGAGCCGCGACUAUCAACGAUGUUAAUGGACUAAAGAAGUGCUUAGCCGAAGGUGCGAAUGUGAAUGGGAAAGACCAAAAUGGAUGGACGGCUUUACAUAGAGCAGCUUUUAAAGGUCGGGUUGAAAGUGUGCAAGCUUUGUUAGACAAUGGUGCCCGGGUCGACUUGGUGGAUGACACCGGGUGCCCAGCUCUGCAUAGAGCUAUAGACUCGGGUCAUGCUCAAGUAGCCUUGCUAUUAGUAGCUGGAGGAGCCCGAGCUAACACAAAAUCUCUUAUUGGUCAUAUGGUUUUUGAUAUGGAUUCGGGUAAGAGUACUCAGCAUUCGCUCGUUGCUCCGCUAUGCUAA